Molecule: messenger RNA, 731 nt
Organism: Bombus impatiens (common eastern bumble bee)
Lineage: Eukaryota; Metazoa; Arthropoda; Insecta; Hymenoptera; Apidae
Gene: DIP-lambda
Exons: 2
Coding region: 16-585 (189 amino acids)
Source: RefSeq, a predicted model, not a curated record
UUUGUAUAAAUAAGCAUGUAUGAAAAACAGUGUAAUAUUGUCGUUUCUUACGCAGGUGAAAAGCUGCUGCCCAGUGAAAAAUAUAAAAUGUCAGAAUACGCGUUGAACGACUACUCUUGGCAGAUGAAUCUUACUGUCAAUUCUCUGGAAAAAAGGGACUUUGGAGAAUACGUUUGCUCGUCCGUAAACGCUCUUGGAAAAGCUGAUGGUAUCGUUCAUUUACAAGAACUACAUCUUGUUGCGAAAACAACUCCCAGUCCUUUUGUGAAAAUCACCGAUCAGAAACCAUCGAGAAAGAAACCUAUACUAAAAGGGAGAAAGAAGAACAGCAACAGCAACGGCAGAAGAAUUCAUAUGGGCAGUUUCGACGAUUUCGAUUCCUCUGGAAACGACGACGAUUUCAGUACUACGCAAAUCAUGGGCGGUAGCACACUUCAGGAAGGCCACAGAACAGAAAGGCCAUUGAUAUCACCAUCGCUACCCCCACCUUGGGUGAAUAUAAACACAGCCAAUUGUAGGCAUCAUUUAGUAUCGAUCACGCUAUUCUUUCCGUUAUUCAUCUUAACUAUGAUAUUUGUUCCUUAAAAUAUACAUUCUUACGAAAAAAAAAGUUUGACAACGAAAUUCAUGCAGAUAAGAUUGGAAACGAUUCGGGAAUACUAUAGAGAAUAAUAAGUAUAUUUGAUUCGUUCUUCGUAGCACGAGACUAUGAAAACGUGCUUGUAUUAUAA